AUGGGGAAAAAACACGGACUGCUAAAUAUACUCCAGGCAGCUACACGGACCUACACGGCAACUACACGGACCUACACGGCAACUACACGAACCUACACGUCAGCAACAUGGACCAACACGUCAGCUACACGGACCAACACUUAUGAGGAAACCAAGAAGAAAGCCGAGUUUUUGUUGGCAAAGCAACCUCAUCGUCCAACGAUAGGCAUCAUCUGUGGGUCUGCUUUGAUGGGACUGGCCACGGGACUGGCCGAUAAGCUGGAGAAGAAAUGCACUGUACCAUACAAAGAUAUUCCUGGCUUCCCCCUUCAUACAGUUAAAGGAUACGUUGGUCAGGUCUACUUUGGGGAACUGAAUGGAAAGUCUGUGGUGGUGAUGCAGGGAGAUUUUCAUCUUUAUGAGGGACACUCACCAUUCAAGGUUAUUAUGCCUGUGCGUGUCCUGAAUCACAUGGGCGUGAAGACCCUGAUCGUAACGAAUGCUGGUGGUGGAAUGAAUCCUGACUACAAUGUCGGUGACAUCAUGCUCAUGAUUGAUCACAUUGGUAUUCCAACAAUGACCGGUUCAAAUCCCCUUCGUGGCUUGAACGACGAAAGGUUUGGGCCGAGAUUUCCCAACAUGUCUAAUGCCUAUGACAAGAAGCUGAGGGAACUCGCUUUGAAGGCUGCCCAGGACGUGCAGUGUUCAAGGUUUGUCAAAGAGGGCGUCUAUGUCAUGGUCGAAGGGCCGUCGUACGAGACUCCAGCUGAGCUGAGAUUUCUCAGAUCAUCAGUGGGAGCCGAUGUCGUAGGUAUGAGCACCGUCCCGGAAGUGAUAGCUGCAAGGCAUGGCGGGACGCGUGUCCUCGGUUUCUCACUCGUGACGAGGGCCUGUAACAUAGACCAUGCCACCGCAGGCGAGGAAGUCCUCGAGACCGUGAAAUCCCGCGUAGGAGUCCUGCAGGAUCUAAUUGUACAAGUUGUUGACAGGAUAAAUGGCGAGGAAUGAGAAUAACUCCGAUCCAGUCAGCUUGAUCCGCCCUCCUAGCUAGGGUUGCAAAAUUACCGGGAAUUUUCGCGGUGGAAACUAUAAUAACUGAUUAAGAUCACGAUCAACAAAAUUACAUGGACAGCUGAUCUGAAUUUGAUUGUUCCGUUUCUUUAAUCACUUCUCAAUAUCGAUCAACACACUCGGUAUCGAUACUACAUUCCUCUUCACCUUGGAUAGAAUGUAAAACCUUUCAAAUAAACUGAGUAUCCUUCAAAACUUCUAAACUUGUAUAAAAUAAUCAACAAAUGCAAUUAUCAAAGUAUUUUAACUUAACAUCAUUCUUUUUGUUUAUAAUAAAAAAUAAAGCUUAUUAUUCAAAACAUUAA
Molecule: messenger RNA, 1355 nt
Organism: Lytechinus pictus (painted urchin)
Lineage: Eukaryota; Metazoa; Echinodermata; Echinoidea; Temnopleuroida; Toxopneustidae
Product: purine nucleoside phosphorylase-like
Exons: 6
Coding region: 1-987 (328 amino acids)
Biological process (GO): nucleoside metabolic process
Cellular component (GO): cytoplasm
Molecular function (GO): purine-nucleoside phosphorylase activity
Source: RefSeq, a predicted model, not a curated record